AUGAUCUCACCUUCCACCUCGAGGUUGUCCGCCUCGACCCCGCCUCCACCUUCGAUUUCGCCCAACCACCACCAUCAGCAGCAGCAGCACCAACGCCGAGCCCAGUCCGUGUCGUACCUCCAAAGCGCAUCGCCGUACUCGCCCACGCGCGACUAUGAUCCAUCAGACUACACACCCUCGGGCUACGUUCCCCCCGUCGCUGCUCCAGUCACUUCUACCACUGCGUCCUCGAAUGCGAACGGCUAUGCCCACGGGAAUGGCAACGGCAGCCCGUAUCAGGCUCCGGUCCCCGUUACCCCACCUACGCCCAGUUCUUCGGCCUCGAACAAUCCCAGCCCGCACAAGCGGCGACACCACAGUCUGCACAACCUCGGCCCACUCAUGGUCCCGUCACCGCCACGACCCAGUCUGAGCACACCACCACCCCAUGGUCUGUCGUCGUACAUCAUCGAGGAGGAGAACGAAGAAGAGGUUGCCGAGGCCAACAAACUUCCUACAGCGCCCAAGGCCCACGAUGAAGACGAUGAAGACGAAUUUCCCGUCGAAGAAGACGAUGAAGAGUCGUUCCUUCCUUUGCCAUCCCCGAAUUCGUCGUCGAUGCUGUUCCAGGUCCCACCGACAACGACGGUUGCGAGUUCGGCCACCUCGUCCCGGACCGAGCAUGCGCGCUCCCACUCUCGCAUCCACGAACGCAACCUCUCCGUGUUCUUCCCGAGACCAGGUCAAGCGGCGCAAGGCUAUGGCGAUACUUUUUCCGAUCCGAAUGCGUCGACCUCGACCUCGGCACCCGCACCCAUCGUGGAUAUCUCUUCCCCGACCUCGAGUCGAGCGUCGGACAGUCGAUCCCCACCUCCAUCCAAAUCACGGCGAGGGCACCACCAUAAGCAUUCCGUUUCGCACAACUUCUUCUCCUUCAUGGAACCAGGGCAAAUAUCGCAGAACGGUACCUCGCCUGUUUCACCACCAUCAAUGGCGCAUGGUCGUCGUGCCUCGAUCGCGAAUGCCUCGGGCCAUGCCGCGGCCAUGCCGUUUCCCAAGCAAUCCCACCUCCGGUACAAGCAUGCUGACUUGCCUUCGCCGCUUCGCUUCUUUAUCCUCUCGGUUUUCUACCUUCCCUCGUCGACGCGCGGUCAGUUGCUGCUUGCGGUGGGACAGGUCGUGCUAGGCGCUUCGCUAUGGAUCACGGGGCAAGCCGCCGAGGCACUGAGUGUCACAGGUCUCGGCUACCUCAUCGUCUUUGAUGGUCUAGGCGCCCUGUCACGGAUCUUUGUCGAUGGUGCGAGAGGGAUAGACGCCCUUUUGGGUGCCUUUGAAAGCGGGACGGGCAACUCGAGCAUGCGAACACCCUACGGCAGUCGACGCCUCGUCACCCUAUCUCACUUCUCGCAAGCGAUCUACCUCCUCUUCUCGGCCGUCUACGUCUGUAAGGAAUCCGUCGAGCAUGUGUUGCUACUACAUGGAGGAGCCGAGCAUGGUGGAGCUCACGGAGCAGGACAUGGUGGGAUGGGUCACGGUGAGGCAGGAGCGGGGAUGACGGCGCCUGGUGCGCAUGGAGGUACGACGAGCGUCUUGGAGGAAGGCAUCAAGUUCCCCGUCGUUCUAUUGGCCCUUUCAGCGACGUUGACGUUGUUGACGUCCAUCAUGAUGAGCAAUCAUUACGCUUUGGCUCAGGCGAUCGGUCCGACUUCGUCGUCUGCGGCGAUGCUUCCUUCGAGACCGAGACCUUUGAGCAGCUUGAGGGGUCCUUCGGUGGUCGAGAGGGUCAUGAACCCGUUCACGGCUACGAUAUUGAUGUUUAGUGUGGGGUUAUGCGCAGCGGGGCUGACGAUUCCAGGGUGAGUUGUAUCUCUCUCCCUCUCUCUCGCCCAGUGUUUGAGGCUCUGGCUCACACCUCAAAGAUUCACGUUUCUGCAGAGCCCAAUUGGCGCCGCUGGACAAGGUCGUGGCGUUGAUGCAAUCGAUCGCCAUGUUCUACGUUGCAUACCCGGCCGCGGUUACGACGGGUCAAGUCCUACUACAAACCGCACCUGAUCCCGAGUCGCUCAAUUCGAAAGCUGUGCAGAGUGCUGUGCGAGAUGUGAGUGCCGUCGAUGACGCGUCCAGGUGUUAAUUCAGGGGUGCUGAAGGGGCUUCCCUCGUUUCGGACCAGAUCGAAAAUCAUCCACUGGUCGUCUCCUUAGACCGACCUCACGUAUGGCAAAUGAUCACCCACCCCGCCUCUCUCAACGCCUCCUCUUCGACGAACCCCACCCCUUCGAACAUCAACCCCUCCCAAUCCGACGGUGGCGCCUCGCUCAUCGCGACCCUAGUCGUACACGUCAAAGCCUCUUGUACAGACGCCGACAUCUUGACCGUGACCAAGUUCUGCCGUGAACGAUGUAGAGGACCUUUGAGGUUGGGGGAUCAGGGACCCGAUGCGCCGAAUGAGAGGUUUGGUGAGGUGACCGUUCAGGUUGUGAGGGAGAAGAAGGGAGAAGGGGGCUAUUGGGCUCAGGGUGAUGGGGUGAAGGGGAUUGAUGUGGAGUAUUUGAACCAUGGCGUGGAGCAGGGGCAUGGACAUGGACAUGGACAUGGGCAGGGGUUGAAUGGUGGUGCUGCGGACGGUGGUAUGCAUGCGCAUUCACAUGCUGUGAAGCAGCAGCAGCAGGGGCAUGGAGGACAUGGGGGGCAUUCGCAUGCGCAUUGA
Microbotryum saponariae is the source of this 2686-nucleotide messenger RNA. The record is from the annotation of a GenBank genome assembly. Lineage: Eukaryota; Fungi; Basidiomycota; Microbotryomycetes; Microbotryales; Microbotryaceae.